Messenger RNA from Musa acuminata subsp. malaccensis (wild Malaysian banana), 3643 nucleotides. RefSeq names its product cellulose synthase A catalytic subunit 9 [UDP-forming]. Gene Ontology annotation, molecular function: cellulose synthase (UDP-forming) activity. Gene Ontology annotation, cellular component: plasma membrane; trans-Golgi network. The record is from RefSeq and is a predicted model, not a curated record. Gene Ontology annotation, biological process: plant-type primary cell wall biogenesis; cellulose biosynthetic process. NCBI's taxonomy places the organism in Eukaryota, Viridiplantae, Streptophyta, Magnoliopsida, Zingiberales, Musaceae.
GUUAGUGAUAACAUGCUCCCAAAGCUUGAAGGAAAAGCUUAGGUAUAGUUAUGGCAUAUGGAUGUAAAAGAAUACUUUGGAAGGCAAUGUGGUAGUUGAAAGAGCGCGGGAAAGCGGAGUUGCGAAAGGGAAGGCUGAGUGAGCAUGAGCAGAGACGUAGCUUCACUUGGCGGCAAUGGAGACUCUGCAACCAACCAGCAUCCGGCCACCAACACAUUAGGUGUGGGAAUGAGGCCCACGCCAAGGACUCGCCACCACCCCUCCCUCCUAAAGCUUGAGGCCAAGGGAAGUCCGCCACAAGAGCCUACAAAAGCCCCGACUCUUCUCUUCCCUUACCCAUCCACCAUCCCUCUCACUGUCCAUCUCCGGAUCCACUGUGAGCCCGCUGAUGGAGGCGAGCGCCGGACUGGUCGCCGGGUCUCACAACCGGAACGAGCUCGUGCUCAUCCGUGGCCACGAAGAGCCGAAGCCAUUGAGGGCGCUGAAUGGCCAGGUAUGUGAGAUAUGCGGCGAUGAGAUCGGGUUGACGGUGGACGGGGAUCUCUUUGUAGCGUGCAACGAGUGUGGAUUCCCAGUUUGCCGGCCGUGCUACGAGUAUGAACGGCGAGAAGGGACUCAACUCUGCCCACAGUGCAAGACGCGCUACAAGCGAUUGAAAGGGAGUCCGAGAGUGGAAGGAGAUGAAGACGAAGAAGAUGUUGAUGACAUAGAACACGAAUUCAAAAUUGAAGAAGAGCAAAACAAGAAACAGCAGCAGCAGCAGUCGAACAAGCACAUCACGGAAGCGAUGCUAUAUGGCAAAAUGAGCUACGGCAGGGGACCCGACGACGAGGAGAGUAAUACUCCUCAAUUCCCACCCAUCAUCACCAGCAGCCGCUCUCGUCCGGUGAGUGAGGAAUUUCAAAUCGCUAGCGGUCAUCACCAUGGAGAUCUCCCAUCGUCACUGCACAAGCGUGUUCAUCCUUACCCAGUUUCCGAGCCUGGGAGCGCAAGGUGGGAUGAAAAGAAGGAUGGUGGGUGGAAGGAACGCAUGGACGAGUGGAAAUCCAAGCAAGGCAUCCUGGGAGGUGAUCCAGAUGAUGCAGACCCAGACAUGGCACUAAUGGAUGAAGCAAGGCAGCCAUUGUCGAGGAAGGUGGCCAUCGCUUCGAGCAAGAUCAACCCUUACCGCAUGGUGAUCGUGCUUCGACUCGUCGUGCUGGGCUUCUUCCUCCGCUACCGGAUCCUUCAUCCGGUGCAUGAUGCCAUUGGGCUCUGGCUGACAUCAAUCAUAUGUGAGAUAUGGUUUGCCUUCUCAUGGAUCCUGGAUCAGUUCCCCAAAUGGUUUCCCAUCGACCGGGAGACCUAUCUCGAUCGCCUCUCUCUCAGGUACGAGAGGGAAGGCGAGCCUUCCAUGCUAUCUCCGGUAGACAUCUUCGUGAGCACGGUGGACCCGUUGAAGGAGCCUCCGCUUGUCACCGCCAAUACCGUGCUCUCCAUCUUGGCUGUGGACUACCCGGUGGACAAGGUGUCUUGCUAUGUGUCCGACGAUGGCGCUUCGAUGCUCACGUUCGAGUCCCUCUCAGAGACUGCUGAGUUCGCCAGGAAAUGGGUUCCCUUCUGCAAGAAGUUCAACAUCGAGCCUCGCGCUCCUGAGAUGUACUUCUCGCAGAAAGUGGAUUACCUCAAGGACAAAGUCCAGCCCACAUUCGUUAAGGAGCGCCGUGUGAUGAAGAGGGAGUACGAAGAGUUCAAAGUUAGGAUCAAUGCACUGGUAGCGAAAGCCAUGAAAGUGCCCACCGAAGGCUGGAUCAUGCAAGACGGCACGCCAUGGCCUGGCAACAACACGCGGGAUCACCCAGGCAUGAUCCAAGUCUUCUUGGGCCACAGCGGAGGUCAUGAUACCGAGGGAAAUGAGCUCCCUCGCCUCGUUUACGUCUCCCGUGAGAAGCGGCCGGGAUUCCAGCAUCACAAGAAGGCUGGUGCCAUGAAUGCUCUGAUUCGUGUUUCUGCAGUCCUCACAAAUGCACCCUUCAUGCUCAACCUGGACUGUGACCACUACAUCAACAACAGCAAGGCCGUUCGAGAGGCCAUGUGCUUCUUGAUGGACCCUCAGAUUGGAAGAAGAGUCUGCUACGUUCAAUUCCCUCAGAGAUUUGAUGGCAUCGACAGGAACGAUCGAUACGCAAACAGGAACACCGUCUUCUUCGACAUCAACAUGAAAGGUCUGGAUGGCAUCCAAGGACCAGUGUACGUGGGGACUGGAUGUGUCUUUAGGCGACAAGCUCUCUAUGGCUACAACCCUCCCAAGGGCCCGAAGCGUCCGAAAAUGGUGAGCUGUGACUGCUGCCCAUGCUUCGGGCGUCGCAAGAAGCUGAAGUAUUCCAAGAGCGGCGCAAACGAGCCUGCGGCAGAUGCAGGGCUUGACGAGGACAAGGAGGUGUUGUUGUCACAGAUGAACUUCGAGAAGAGAUUCGGCCAAUCCGCAGCCUUCGUCACAUCAACGCUAAUGGAGGAAGGCGGAGUUCCGCCCUCGUCGAGCCCGGCAGCUUUGCUCAAGGAAGCCAUUCACGUCAUCAGCUGUGGCUACGAAGACAAGUCCGAAUGGGGUUUAGAGAUCGGGUGGAUCUACGGGUCGAUCACGGAGGACAUCUUGACAGGAUUCAAGAUGCACUGCCGCGGCUGGCGGUCCAUCUACUGCAUGCCGCAGAGGCCAGCUUUCAAGGGGACGGCCCCCAUCAACCUCUCCGACCGGCUCAACCAGGUGCUACGGUGGGCGCUCGGCUCCGUGGAGAUCUUCUUCAGUCGCCACAGCCCGGUGUGGUACGGUUACAAAAACGGCCACCUCAAGUGGCUCGAGCGCUUCGCCUACGUUAACACCACCAUCUACCCCUUCACCUCGCUCCCGCUCUUGGCUUACUGCACCCUCCCCGCCAUCUGCCUCCUCACCGACAAGUUCAUCAUGCCCACGAUUAGUACGUUCGCCAGCCUCUUCUUCAUAUCGCUCUUCAUCUCCAUCUUCGCGACCGGCAUCCUUGAGCUAAGGUGGAGCGGAGUCAGCAUCGAGGAAUGGUGGAGGAACGAGCAGUUCUGGGUCAUCGGUGGCAUCUCAGCUCAUCUCUUCGCUGUGAUCCAAGGGCUGCUGAAAGUCCUCGCCGGGAUAGACACAAACUUCACCGUCACCUCCAAGGCCACGGAUGACGAGGAGUUCGGGGAACUCUACACCUUCAAGUGGACAACUCUGCUCAUCCCCCCCACCACCGUCCUGAUCAUAAACAUCAUAGGUGUCGUCGCGGGGAUCUCCGACGCCAUCAACAACGGAUACCAGUCAUGGGGGCCACUGUUCGGCAAGCUCUUCUUCUCGUUUUGGGUGAUCGUCCAUCUCUAUCCCUUCCUCAAAGGGCUGAUGGGGCGGCAGAACCGGACGCCGACCAUCGUCGUCAUUUGGUCGGUGCUGUUGGCUUCCAUCUUCUCGUUGCUGUGGGUGAGGAUCGACCCGUUCAUCAUCAAAUCCAAAGGCCCAGAUACCAGGCAAUGUGGAAUCAACUGCUGAGCCGUCCUUAUGGUUUGCUUGUGUUUGAGACAAUGUGGGAAGUCUUCUAAGAUAACGUGGAUUUCGUACUAAAAGAUUGCUUGUGAUUUUUGCUACCAAUCUUUCACGUCA